Molecule: messenger RNA, 2290 nt
Organism: Mytilus trossulus (common blue mussel)
Lineage: Eukaryota; Metazoa; Mollusca; Bivalvia; Mytilida; Mytilidae
Product: acidic mammalian chitinase-like
Exons: 11
Coding region: 102-2252 (716 amino acids)
Biological process (GO): chitin catabolic process; carbohydrate metabolic process
Cellular component (GO): extracellular region
Molecular function (GO): chitinase activity; chitin binding
Source: RefSeq, a predicted model, not a curated record
UAUCUUAUCCAGGGCGACAAUCGAAGGUGUCCUACUGCACUUUUGAUUUUUGUUAUUGUCUAGAACACACGUCUUAGUUAAUUAUUAAGAAUUUUACAAUUAUGUAUUUAAGAAUUAUUCUCAGUCUACUAGUUAUUGGAAAUGUCGAAUCAGCAUAUCGAAGGGUCUGUUAUCAUACAAACUGGUCGCAGUAUAGAACCUCCGCUGGAAAAUUCACGCCAACAAAUAUAGGUCCGGACUUAUGUACACAUCUUAUAUACUCCUUUGCCAAAUUACAGGGGAACAAACUACACUCGUUUGAAUGGAAUGAUGAAAGUACUCCCUGGAUGAAAGGAAUGUAUGCUAAAUUCAAUGAUUUAAAGACUCAGAACCAAAAUCUGAAAACUCUCAUUGCCGUUGGAGGGUGGACAUUGGGUUCAAAACCGUUUAGCAAAAUGGUUGCUACUGACGCAAGCAGACGGGAAUUCGUUAAAACAAGUAUUGCAUUUCUGAGAAAACACGAUUUCGAUGGUUUAGAUAUUGAUUGGGAAUAUCCAACCAGACGAUCUGGAUCAACAGCAGCAGACAGGAACAACUACAUCGAAUUACUGAAGACUUUAAAGCAAGAAUUUGAUACCGAAACGAGAACUACUGGAAAACCAAAACUGAUUUUGUCUGCUGCUGUUCCCGCAGGCAAAAGUAAUAUGGGUGGCUACAACAUACCGGAGAUGGCAAAAUCUUUAGAUAUGGUCAAUCUUAUGACGUAUGAUUUACAUGGUAGCUGGGAAACCAAAACAGGUCACAACAGUGGUUUAUUUAAACACAAUGGAGAAACAGGAGAUGCUGCUACAAUGAACUUGGAUUGGGUCGCUAAUUAUUGGGUCAAAGGAGGUAUGCCAGCACCUAUGAUUAAUGUAGGGUUGGCUAUGUAUGGGAGAGGAUUCACUCUACAAAACCCAGGAAAUCAUGAUUUAGACUCAACUUCCAGAAGUCCAUGUAAUGCUGGACCUUUUACUGGAGAGAAGGGAUUCAUGUCAUAUUAUGAGAUUUGUGAACUAUUGAAAACUGGUGGAACAAGACACUAUCUUGCUGAUCAAAUGGUCCCCUAUGUUGUAAAAGGAUCACAAUGGAUUGGAUAUGAAGAUGUUGAUAGUAUUAAAACAAAGGUGCAGUACAUCAAACAGCAUGGUUUUGGUGGAACUAUGGUCUGGGCUCUAGAUCUUGAUGAUUUUCAUGGUAACUGUGGACAAGGGAAAUUUCCUUUAGUAAAUGCAAUAAAAGAUGAACUUAAGAGAAGUGGAGGUCCUGUCAUAAAGCCAAUACAACAACAGUCUACGCCUCUAGUAAGUUCACAUACUACAACUCAGCACCUGACAACAACUAGUACAACGCUUAAACCAAAAGUUAUAAAUACAACAAAAGGAGUGCACUCUACUCGACAACUUGGAGUACCUUCUACAUUCAGUUGUAAAGGAAUGCGGGAUGGAUUUUAUCCCAACCCAUCAUCGUGCGAUUCUUAUUAUAUUUGUGCUAGUGGUUCGCCAUUUUUAGCCCAUUGUGCAAGUGGUCUGCAGUAUAACUCAAAGACAAGAUAUUGUGAUUGGCCAAGAAAUGCUAACUGUACUAACCCAUUGCAACCAAACCAACCGUCACAGACCGGUACCACAACCAGCCCUUUAAACACAAAUGGACCCACUAAACUUUUAGUGUUUUCAAAUGCUCCAAAUACAAACACGCCGUCUCAAACUCCGGCUAAUACUAAUUCUCCAACAAAAUUACUAGCGUUUACGAAUAGUCCUUGGAAGACAAACUCACCUACAUCGAAUCCUGUCGGUACACAUAUGCCCACCAAGCUGUUAUCUUUCACACGUGCACCAACUAAUGCUCCAACUUAUGUACCUGCACAGACAAAUGGUCCAACUUAUUUUCCCGCACCAACAUCUACACCAUCUCCUAUUCAUACAAAUGCUCCAACUAAACUAUUGGUGUUUACCAACGUACCUGCUUUCACGAACGCACCAGUACAAACCAAUGCACCUACUCAGUCACCAACAAAUGCACCUGUUACCAGCUCUCCUAAUUUUAAUACAAACUUUUGUCGUACUAAAUCCGACGGAUUAUACAGUGAUGCUAGUGACUGUGGAUCGUACUACCAAUGUUCCUUCGGACUUACCUUUCAUGAACCCUGUGCUCCAGGAACCGCAUUCAAUCCAAAACAAGACGCAUGUGAUUAUCCAUUCAAUGUUCCUGCUUGUAUGAACUACAUAGGAUAAAUUCAUAGAAUAUCAAUAAAUCUUAUAAUAUAACAUUA